AUGGAACUUCAUGACCCGCCUCCGCCCUACGAGGAACCAGCAGUGAACCCAUGGGAAGCACAAGAUACCCACGUCAAAGAUGACGGGCGCGUUGUGGUAGACGUCACUUCUCGACUAUGCAAAACCAUCUCCCGACUCUUCCCGCAUGUACCGGAAGCGAAUGAUCUACAACCACCCCCACCUCCCGGGUAUUGGGAAGAUAUCAAGCCCAAACAUCGCCUAAACAUCGUCAUUCAGAUUGUCGGCAGCCGGGGAGACGUGCAACCAUUCAUCGCCCUCGGAACAGCCCUGCAGCAAUGCGGCCACCGCGUGCGGAUCGCCACGCAUGGUGUGUUCCAAAACUUCGUGCAGGAGUCCGGACUGGAGUUCUACCCCAUCGGCGGCGAUCCCAGCCAGCUGAUGGCUUACAUGGUCAAGAACCCUGGUCUGAUCCCGCGGAUGAGCAGUCUCCGUGAAGGUGAAAUUUCGAAGAAGCAGUACAUGAUGGCAGAGGUUCUGCACGGCUGCUGGCACUCAUGUAUUGCAAGCGACCCGACUACUCAGGUUCCAUUCGUUGCCGAUGCUAUUAUCGCCAAUCCACCCAGCUUUGCCCAUGUUCACUGUGCGCAAGCUCUGGGUAUCCCGGUACACUUGAUGUUUACGAUGCCUUGGAGUGCUACGCGCGCCUUCCCGCACCCGUUGGCAAAUUUGAAGAACGCAGCGGCGAAUCAAGAUUGGGUCAAUAAUGUUUCUUAUGGUGUUGUAGAUUGGCUAUCGUGGCAGGGGCUAGGAGACGUCAUUAACCAAUGGCGUAAACAGGACUUGGACUUGGAGCCUAUCCCAAUGUCAGAAGGGCCUUUCCUUCUACGAACUCUGAAGGUGCCGUAUACGUACUGUUGGUCUCCAGCGCUGGUACCGAAACCAAGUGACUGGCCUGCCAAUUUUGGUAUCCUCGUUCUAUUUCCUUCCUGUGUCUAUGUUUGUGGUUUUUUCUUCCGCGAUCCACCUGACUUCAAGCCUGAUCAAGCGCUCGAAAACUUUCUCAAUGCCGGAGCACCCCCGAUCUAUAUCGGCUUCGGGAGCAUUGUCCUUGAUGACCCGGAAAAGAUGACACGCACACUCGUUGAGGCUAUCGAGCAAACGGGAGUUCGAGCAUUGAUUUCUCGAGGCUGGAGCACGCUUGGUGGCAUUGAGAGUGAUAAUAUCAUGUACCUGGACGAUUGCCCCCUUGAAUGGCUGUUCCAGCGUGUAAGUGCCGUGAUCCACCAUGGCGGAGCCGGGACCACGGCCUGCGGGCUGCGCUAUGGCAAGCCCACGUUUAUUGUACCUUUCUUUGGCGACCAACCCUUUUGGGGCCAGAUGGUAGCUGCCAACGGCGCAGGCCCCGACCCAGUACCACACCAACUACUUGACGCACAGAAACUCACCCAUGGUAUCCAAUUUUGCCUAAGCACUGAUGCCAUGCAAGCCGCGCAUCGCAUUGCGACUAGGAUGCAACAUGAAUCGGGAGUGCAGACUGCUGUUGCAUCGUUCCAUAAGAAUCUUCCCAAGGAUCUGAAGACCUGUGAAAUUAUCCCUGGGUUUCCAGCAUCAUGGGUUAUAAGGAAACAGAAGAAGAAAAUUUACCUGUCUAAAGUCGCGGUAGAGAUUUUGUUGGAUCAUCUGAGAAUUUCCAAAGAUAAGCUACAACCAUACCAACCCCGACCAAUCCACAUUGAGAACGAAAGAUGGGACCCUAUUACUGGGAUCUCGUCAGCCGGAAUGGGAUGGACGGUAGACAUGCUCAAGGCAUCAGGAGACAUCGUCUACAAGCCGUACAAGGUACUAAAGCAGAAGGACGCACCGGAUACUAGCCACACCCCACGACAAUCGACAUCCUCCACGACCCCUCGCUCAAGCAUAAGCGCCGAAAAUACACAGUUCUUACAGUCCCCAUCUGCACAGCAACACAUACAUAAAUCCCAAUCCAUGACCGACAUGACACUAACGCCGGAAGCUCCCGAAACCGAGAAGAAAAACAAAGCAGCUGCCAUGGCCUCAGCAUCUGCGAAAGCCUCUGGCAAGCUUCUAACGAAGUACGUGUCCGGCGCAAUCGUCGAUAUCCCACUAGCUGCUGCGGAGGGGUUUCGCGUUCUACCCGGUCUGUAUGGAGACAAGGUUCACGAUUACGGCCAAGUUAAGGACUGGAAAUCUGGAACAGUGGCUGGAGCAAAGUCCUUUGCUUUGGGGAUUGGCGAGGGCAUGACGGAUAUUUUUUACCAACCGUACAAGGGCGCGAGAGAUAACGGAGCGAAGGGGUUUGCGACCGGGUUUCUGAAAGGGACAUUCGGGGCGGUUGGCAAGGUAGCUCAUGGCUCUUUGGGUCUCGUUGCUUAUCCCGGGCAGGGGGUAAAACGGACUAUACAGCAUGCGCUGCGUAAUAAGCGUCGGAAGCAGGUGGUCGAUGCUCUGCAUGCCGAUGGUCAGAGCAUGCUUCGACAAGAGAAAGAACGGGGGCUUCGGGCUGCGGUAGUCCUGGAUCUGUUCGACCGACUGACGCAGAAGGGAGGAGACCUGAGUGAUGAUGAAGAUGACUAUCUGUGA
Molecule: messenger RNA, 2562 nt
Organism: Aspergillus welwitschiae
Lineage: Eukaryota; Fungi; Ascomycota; Eurotiomycetes; Eurotiales; Aspergillaceae
Product: UDP-Glycosyltransferase/glycogen phosphorylase
Exons: 7
Coding region: 1-2562 (853 amino acids)
Biological process (GO): carbohydrate metabolic process
Molecular function (GO): hexosyltransferase activity; UDP-glycosyltransferase activity
Source: RefSeq, a predicted model, not a curated record